Messenger RNA from Pseudopipra pipra, 3393 nucleotides. It is a transcript of the gene CFAP221, whose product is annotated as cilia and flagella associated protein 221. The record is from RefSeq and is a predicted model, not a curated record. Bases 348 to 3065 code for a protein of 905 amino acids. The transcript is spliced from 25 exons. Gene Ontology annotation, cellular component: 9+2 motile cilium. NCBI's taxonomy places the organism in Eukaryota, Metazoa, Chordata, Aves, Passeriformes, Pipridae. Gene Ontology annotation, biological process: motile cilium assembly; cilium movement.
GCGGUGAGGGCAGAGCCGGGCCGGGCUGAGCCGGGACUGCCGGGGGGCUGUGGGGGACGAGCGGGCUGAGCCGGGGCUCCCUCGGGCCGGGGGCUGAAGGGCUGUGUGUAGAGGACGGGCUGUGUGUACAGGACCUGCUGUGUGUACAGCGAUGCUUCUGCGAGCCUCACGCAGCUGUAAUGGAGUGACACCGCGUCCCUCGGUGAGGUGAGGUGUGCGAGCAGCUCCGAGACACGAAAGGGAUUAGAAAGCCCAAGAACUGUCAGGAGGAGGGCGAUAUCCCGGUCUGAGGGUGUUUGGGACACUGAGGAUUUUUAGUGCCAUUGAGACCCUGUUUCUGCCCUGACAUGGAUGAAGUUCAGUCAGCCUCCACAGACAUCACUGUUGCUAGGAAGACCUUCAGGAAAAUACCAAGUGUCCUUUUGGGCAGCCUCGUGGAGGAACCUAAAAACAGACGUGCUGUCCCCAAUCACCUGCUGGAAUCAAAGAUUUAUUCAGCAUUUCAGAGGAGCAAGGUUGUACGGGCUGAGCCUGCUGUGCUACACUAUGGAGGGUAUGAAGUUGGAAAACAUCACCAACAGACACUGAAGCUGACAAAUAUUUCUGCCAAUGCAAUAAACCUUCACAUAAUACCACCCCAGACAAUGUAUUUUCAGAUCAAAUACAGCAAAGCACACCGGCUUGUCCCUGGUUUGUCUUAUGUGGUGACGGUUGAUUUUUGUCCUGAUGAGUGGCGGUAUUACUAUGACUGCAUCCGGAUUCACUGCAAGGGAGAUGAUAACUUGGUUGUUCCCAUGCAUGCUUAUCCUGCUAUGAAUGUUGUAGAAUUUCCAACAUUCAUAAAUCUGUCUGAUGUAUCAAUUGGUCAGAGUAAGGAGUAUGUUAUCCCGUUGCAGUGCAGCUGUCCAAUAGAUUUUGAAUUCCACAUUGAUAUUAUUCAGCCUCACAGAGCCUUCACUGUCCAGCCAACAUUUGGAAUCAUUCCAGGCAAUGAAAAAGUGAAAGUAACUGUGAAAUAUUCCCCACUUGAGUAUGGAACAGCACAAAUGGCAAUGCAGUUACGGAUUUCAGAGUUUCGCUCGAAACCCUAUGUGUGUGUAUUCACAGGAACGUCAACACCACAUCUGGGUCUGAUAAAAGAACAUUUUGACAAACAACAAAGUCAUCCAGCAAAAAAAGCUGGGUCUGCAGGAAAAUUCAUGGUGUGGAGAAGAGACCAAGUCAGCCAACCACGAUCAAAGCCUAUUCAAAAGGUAAAGGAAAUUGAAUACCAGAACCUCAGAUUCCCCACAGACUUGUCAAAUCCGUAUGCUGUAGCUACUGUUUUGAUGCAGGAACCAGGCAAAUUGAAGAUUAAGGACUUAAAAGAAGUCCUAUCCCAAGGUAGAGAAGGGGUAAAAACCAGACAGAUGAAGGAAGCUGUAUUUCAAUUAAAAGUCAAACAAAAUGUUGAGGAAGAGGAAGCAAAUCAUCUAAAGUGGCAGGUUCAUAAGGGAGAAGAUCCAGUCUCUGAGGAAUUUAAAAAAGAGAUUAUUGAAAGACGACAAAGGGAAGAAGAGCAAUACAAGAUCCAAAGAGGAGACCCUAUCAUAGAACAGGAAUUUCAAAGGAAUGAAGUAGAAGUUUCCUUCAAACGUGUUACCCAGCAUGUUGGCCAGCAUCCAAGUGUCCAACCCACAUUUGACUUGCUCCGUAAUGACCCCUGGGACAACAGAAAGAGGAUGUUAAGGAAAUUCCAACAGGCAGCAUACAAGAUUUUGAUUCAGGCUCGGCUGAAUCGUUUAUUGCUUCUGUUCCGUGGACUGACCAGCGAGGCCAGAGGUCAGGAGGAAGGGUCUGUGUCUGAAAACAGGAGUUUCAGCAAAUCAAAGAAGAGUGAAGAAUGUAAGGGCCUUUCUUCCAGCAUAUCUGAAGAUCUUAUAUUGCCUUUUGAAUUCCCCUUUUGCAGUUCCCAUGAACAAAAUGAUGAUUUGGCACCUGAUGCUCUUGGCCUAGUUCCUGUUGGAUCUGUGGAUGUGACAGUCAGACAUAUUCUUCCUUAUUAUGACUUGAAGGCUCCUCAGCAUUCCAACAUUAUGAAGUAUCAACCUUUCUGUACACACUAUGCAGCCACAAGUUACAAACCUCGAGAACUUUCCCGGCCACUGAGGCAAGGAGCCCAGGAUGAAUUGAUUCAAGUAGCUCCUUCUGCUGAGGGGCAGCUUGACCUGGUCUUCCAGAGGACAGACUUUUACAAACCAUCCCCAGGAGAGGAUUUUUACAAACCAUACUCAGAAGAGGAUUUUUACAAACCAUCCCCAGGAGAGGAUUUUCACAAACCAUCCCCAGGAGAGGAUUUUUACAAACCAUCCCCAGAAAAAGUAGCAGAAAGAGAUAUCAGCCUCUUAAAACUGGUUCCUCCCCGAGCUUUAGUCUACCCUGCAGAGAGCAGCCCACUUCGCAUUUUUAACCCUGCUCCAGGAUUAGUUCCAUUUUUACUUCCAUUGCCCUAUUGUGAAUCAAAUAUUGAAUAUCAUCUUUGUCCUCAUCCAAAAUACACCUUUACCAAGGAAUGCCCCAAAGGAUCCAGUAUUCCAAUCACACAAAAGAAAUUUCUGCAUCACAAGGAAGUGAUUUCUGGAGUAAUGGAAUGGAGGAAAUUCUCACCAUUGGUGUAUUCCACUUUUUCUAACAUUCCCACAUUGACAAAUACAGCACCUAGGGAUCCUUACAGUUUAGAUAUGCUUCCAAGAGAUGUACCACCAGUGCUGUCUGACUUACCUGAGAGAGACAAGGAGAACGUGAUUGAUCAUGAGACAGAUGAGGCUGAGUUUGAAAUGAUUCUUACUCCAGAGAUGGUGAGGGCUGAAUUUCCACAGAUUGGUCAGGCACUCACAGAAGAAGACGAAGAGGAAUCAGCAAAAGAAGAAAGUAAUACAGUGCUGGAUGAUGCUUCUCUUGGAGACCUGCACAACUAUCCGGAUGGACAUUUUCAACCCCAAAACAAUGAGCUUGGAGAAAGGAUUCAAAAACAUGUGGAGACAAUGAAGCUGAAAGCUCUUAAUAAAACCCUUGUUCUGGGAUAAGAGUAAUUUUCCAAAGCCCAUGGCUUGGCACUGCUUAUCCUGUUAAUGUACAAGUCCUUCUAAAUCCCAGCUACAUUUACUUUCGUUCAUUGAGGUCAGCAACUUCUUGUGCCAAGAGAACUGCCAGUAAUGCCACCUCUGUCAAGGUCUCUCACUGUGCCCAUUACACCAAACACAAUAAUUACUCCAGUGAGAAACCUCAGCCUUGUACCUGUUCAUUUUGUUCUGGUAUGAAGGACUAGAAAACCUCAGUACUACCAUGUAAUUUUGGUAAUUAAUUUACAGCCCACUACUUUCAAAUAAAAUGUGAAAAGACCUCAUGACCAAA